UAAGUUUUGUCUAUUAGUUAAAAUGGUUCAAGCUUUGACAUUAAGUAACCUUCAAAAGUAAAUUUUUUAAUAUAUUUUUGUAUGUAAAUAAAUAAACUGCAAAAUGCGAAGUCGAAGUAAUUCAGGUGUACGUUUGGAUUAUUUUCAACGUGUUGUUACAAAAAUUAUAUUAAAUCAUCAAAAUCCUGUUACGGGAUUGUUUCCUGCAAGUCCUGAAAAUUCUCAUGCAUGGAUUCGCGAUAAUGUUUAUUCUAUUUUGGCUGUUUGGGGCCUUGCCAUGGCAUACAAAAAGAUGGCUGAUCAAGAUGAGGAUAGAGCCAAAACAUAUGAACUAGAACAGAGUUGCGUAAAAUUAAUGAGAGGUUUAUUAAUGGCAAUGAUGCAGCAAAAAGAUAAAGUUGAAAAAUUUAAAAUAACACAACAUCCAUUGGAUUCUUUACAUGCAAAAUAUUCAUCAUUAACUGGUCAAACGGUUGUUGGUGAUGGUGAAUGGGGCCAUUUACAAAUUGAUGCUGUAUCCUUAUACCUUUUAAUCUUAGCACAAAUGACCGCAUCUGGAUUACAAAUUGUUUUUAGCUUAGAUGAAGUUGCAUUCAUUCAAAAUUUAGUAUUUUAUAUUGAAUCUGCAUAUUGUAUUCCUGAUUAUGGUAUUUGGGAACGUGGCGAUAAAACUAAUCAUGGUCUACCAGAAUUAAAUGCUAGUUCAAUUGGUAUGGCCAAAGCAGCUUUAGAAGCGAUUAAUGAAUUAGAUUUAUUUGGAGCACGCGGUGGACCAUCGAGUAUUAUUCAUGUAUUAGCCGAUGAAGCUCAAAAAUGUCAAGCUGUUUUACAGUCAAUGUUACCACGUGAAUCCAACAGUAAAGAACUUGAUAGUGGUCUAUUAUCAGUGAUUAGUUUUCCUGCAUUUGCGGUAGAUGAUCCUGCGCUCAUUCAAUUAACACGAGAGGCAAUUAUUAAUAAACUUCAAGGACGAUAUGGAUGUAAACGUUUUCUACGAGAUGGUCAUCGGACUCCUAAAGAGGAUCCGAACAGAUUAUACUACGAACCAUGGGAAUUAAGAAUGUUUGAAAAUCUUGAAUGUGAAUGGCCCUUAUUCUUUUGUUAUUUAGUACUAGAUUUUUUAUUUCGCAAAGAUAAAGAACGUUGUCGUGAAUAUAUGGAACGACUAGAAGAGGUAAUGCUUCGAAAUGACGAAGGUAUGAAAUUAGUACCUGAAUUAUAUGCUGUACCAGCAGAAGUGGUUAAUGCUGAGUAUAAAGAUCCUGGAAGUCAAACUCGUAUACCGAGAGGUCAAUGUCCAUUUAUGUGGGCACAAUCAUUAUACAUUUUAGCUAAACUUCUACAAGAGGGUUUUCUUGCUAUUGGUGAAUUAGAUCCCUUAAAUAGACGAUUAUGUUCUGAGAAGAAACCAGACGUCGUUGUUCAAGUGGUUAUUUUAGCCGAUGAUAAUGAUAUUCGUGAUAAAUUAGCUGAGCAUGACAUUGUGGUGCAAACAAUUGCUGAAGUAGCACCGAUUGAAGUACAACCUGCUAGAGUUUUAUCUCACUUAUAUACAUAUUUAGGUAGAAACGAGAAACUUGGUUUAUCUGGACGUAAAUCACGUGAUGUUGGUAUUUUAAGUACAAGUAAACUGUAUACAUUGCAUGAUCGUAUUUUCGCUUUUACACCUCAGUUUACGGAUAUGUCUCGUAAUCACAUUGCAUCCGACUAUGAAUUAAUGAUUGAUAUUUGCAAGAGUGAAAUUAAUUUUCUCAAAUCCAGUUGGCAGAAUAUGUUGGGACGACCUUUAGUUGUACUUGGUUGUCGACAAAUAGAUUUAGAGAAUGGUAAAAUACCUUUAGCGAUGAUUACAACAAUGAAAAAGUUAAGAUCUGGUUAUAUUAAUGGUACACGAGUGACCCUCGGAAAUUUAGGUGAUUUUCUUAGCACAAGUUGUAUAACUAAUUUAAGUUUUCUUGGAAGUCAAGAAGACGGAUUGCCUGAUCGUCUAAAUCCACAAGUGGAACAAUAUUUGGUUCAACAUAUUCGAAAAUCAUUUACAAAUAAAUCAACAUUACUUGAAAAAACAGUGGUAUGCAAAGGUGAACGAAAUUUACGAAGACGUAUGUCCGUGAAGGGUGCCAUUAAAAAGACACGAUCUAUUAAUGUAGAUUCCGAAACGUUAGGUAUGGAAGUCGUAGCUGAAGCUAAUCGUCGUCAAAGUACAGUAAGUGUUCAAUCUUUCCUUGACGUUGAUCAUUCAACAAUAUCAGGCCGUAGUGCUUCACCAGAGGAUGCAAAUAGGCAAUUAAAUAUACCAAAUCGUGAAAAAUCACCAUCGAUUGGUAAAUUCGAUGUACCAACCAUAAAUUUACCAUCGAGUCGAUACCGUUUACAAUCAGAAAAUCAACAAUAUGCUGAUACCGAAGUAGAAGAAUUAUUUGCAAUGUUACGUGAAUCCGAAUCACUAGAAGAACAAGGUGAUAUUCUACAAUAUUUGGUUGAUACCCAAGGUUUAGAUUUCAAUACUGGCAUGUUGGAAAAUGGUCGGGUUGUCACUGUUCGAGAUUUAUUAAAAGGUCUUUAUGAGAAAGCAUGUCAACAAAAACUAUGGGGCUUAGUUCGACAUACCGCUGGCAUGUUGGGUAAACGUGUUGAAGACUUAGCAAAAGCUAUCACUGAUUUACUUGUACGUCAAAAACAAACUACAGUUGGAAUGCCACCAAACAAUGAGCACACCAUUUCAGCACCACUACCAGAAAGUGAAUUACGACAUCUGAUACAUAUGGCUUAUGGAGAUGAUGAGAGUACAGCUAUGUUAACCCAAGAAUUAAUUGUAUAUUUGGCAAUGUUCAUCCGAACUGAACCACAGUUAUUCCAUGAGAUGUUACGUUUACGUGUUGGACUUAUCAUUCAAGUAAUGGCUACUGAAUUGUCACGUACAUUGAUUUGUGAUGGUGAGGAAGCUUCAGAACAUCUAUUAAAUUUAUCACCAUUUGAAAUGAAAAAUUUAUUGCAUCAUAUUAUCAGUGGAAAGGAAUUUGCUAUAAGCAGUGUGGGUCGUGGAAAUUUCUCAGUUGUUAGCUGUAAAUCAAGUCGUGUUAGUAAACGAAGCCAUAUUGGUGGAUUUUUGGGAAUUGAUUCAGAGGUUGAUGAAAAUUCUGAAUCAGAUCGUCAAGGGCAAUGGUUACGUAGACGUCGGUUAGAUGGGGCUUUAAAUAGGGUGCCACGUGAUUUCUAUCCUCGUGUAUGGGGAGUCUUAGAACGAUGUCAAGGGCUUGCAAUUGAAGGACGAGUAUUACCACAAAGUCUUACUCAAGAAAUGACUUCAGGAGAAUUAAAAUUUGCCUUAGCUGUGGAAACUGUUUUAAAUUCAAUACCACAACCAGAAUAUCGUCAGUUGAUUGUGGAAGCAUUAAUGGUGUUAACACUUGUAUCAGAACAUAAUGUAGCCCAUAGUCUGGGUGGUAUUAUUGCUGUAGAACAUUUGGUACAUAAAGCUAAUGAAAUAUUUUUGGAAGAUCAAGUCAAAUGCAAUGGAGAUGCAACAUUGUGCUGUGCAAAACCACGCGAAGAAUGGGAAAUAACACAAACAUGUGGUCCCUUGUGCGGUGGAGCUGCAUAUAUUUGUCAACAUUUUUAUGAUAGUGCACCAAGUGGCAGUUAUGGCACUAUGACCUAUAUUACACGAGCUGUAGCAUGCUUAUUGGAUUGUUUGCCCAAACAAGGCGAUCUCGAUUGUACUAUCUGUUAAUAAAGACAUGAUUUUUCUUUU
Molecule: messenger RNA, 3754 nt
Organism: Chrysoperla carnea
Lineage: Eukaryota; Metazoa; Arthropoda; Insecta; Neuroptera; Chrysopidae
Product: probable phosphorylase b kinase regulatory subunit alpha
Exons: 16
Coding region: 104-3733 (1209 amino acids)
Biological process (GO): glycogen metabolic process
Cellular component (GO): phosphorylase kinase complex
Molecular function (GO): calmodulin binding
Source: RefSeq, a predicted model, not a curated record